Molecule: messenger RNA, 2601 nt
Organism: Astyanax mexicanus (Mexican tetra)
Lineage: Eukaryota; Metazoa; Chordata; Actinopteri; Characiformes; Acestrorhamphidae
Product: myb/SANT-like DNA-binding domain-containing protein
Exons: 4
Coding region: 233-1417 (394 amino acids)
Source: RefSeq, a predicted model, not a curated record
GUAAAGUUGCGCAGUUACAGCGAGGGGAGCGCAGCCAUGAUUUUUACAGCCCUCAGUGUUAUCAAACCGCGCUGGACAGAGCAGAAAACCAUCCCAUAAUCCUCCUGAGCAGCGCAGGGUUCGCCCUCACUGCCGGGGGGUGAGCGUCACUCUUUAGGGGGAGUGUCGGGGAGUGAGAGGCCGCCUGCCGGAGCGCAGCUCUCACCCCGCGCUGAGCUGCCGCUGUGUGUUGAUGAUGAUGAUGGACGCCUCGCCGAAAGUCGAGCCGUCUGGAGGUGCUGUGCUGUCCUGCGAUGCCCCUCCAGCUGCAAGCACGUCUUCAGUCCUCACAGCAGCUCAUCAGGUCGAGCAAGCAAAGGAGCCCACUCCUGUCUUACUCUACCCCAUCAGCAUAAACAGUGCUGUGUCUCUUUCACCUGUAUUUAGAGACAAGGGCUCCCAUGUUGGUGGGAGAGAAGAAGUGAGGAAGGCCGGUGGGGCUCGAGGCUACACUGAGGCUGUCUCCACCUCGUCUGAAUUUACCCAUCAUGCUAUUGUGCACCUCAUUGAAGCUAUGCAUCGCUGCUGGGAUGUGUACGGCUCUCGAGAGCGCUCCCGACUCUUCCAGAGUGUCCAGAGUGAGCUGGAGACGCUUGGUCACUCGCUGCCUGUGGAGAAAAUCAGGCGAAAAUGGAACAACCUUAUUGUCACAUACAAGAGAGUAAAAGAGCGCAGCAGGCUGGGAGGAGGCCGAGCCAAGACGUCAUGGGAGUACUUUGAGAUGAUGGACAAAGUCCUAGGAAAAACAAAGAUUGACCAGAGAGGUCCUGCUUCAGCUACUCUAGUCGGCUUCGCCACCACAGCCAAAGCAGCCGUAAGGUCAGAGGAGCGCCAGUCCCAUUCUAGUGUGUCAGUAGCGGCUGUGGCCACCCCAUGUCUGCUCCCCAAUGGCCUUUUCACCUCACCACCCCAGAUUCCCACACUGGUGACCUCCCCGCUACUGUGUAAUGUUCCUCCUCCAAAAACAAACCCAGUCCUACCCCUAAACCCAAAGCCAAGCCCCAGUCCCACUCGCAGCUCUGACAGCUCCAUGCCCUCCAUUUCCCCCAAGCCUACCUCCAGGGUUGUGCGGCAGCCUCUUAAGCGGAGAUUACGACAUCUUCAGCUCAGCUCAGUAGCCUCUCGUCUUGCCCAGCAGCAGCAGGGCCAAGCUGGGGAGCGCACCGCUCUUCUCCGCAGCUUCUUGACCAGUCAGGAGGAGAGGACUUUGUUGGAGGAUCAGCGGCAGCGUAAGAUAGAUGCACGGGAGAAACGCCAGGAAAAAACAAUAAACAACAUGGCUGAAGCACUGGGAAGAAUGGCAACAGCCCUGGAAUUGAUCUCCUCCAAACAAGACACUAUCAUUGCCCUGCUCCAGAGACUGGCUGAUAAGCACUAGCUAACUAACGUGACAAAAUUAUCAUAUAAAUAACUUUUAAAAAAAUCUAUUUACUGAUUAAUUUAGUUUGAGUCAGUGCAGAUUGCUUCUGUAUUAUUAAUUUCAACAUUUAAUGGUUUGUAAGGCUACGUUCACAAUUACUAUGCUAAAGCAACUCAAAUCCUUAAUGCUCAAUGUGGCUCAGAUUAGAUUUUUUCAUGGUUGUGUAAACAUGCCAAAUCUGAUUUUUUAAAUUUUAAAUUUAAAUCACUUUCAUAUGUAGUCCUAAAUUUCAUACAUAUUCGAUCCAUGGACGUGCGACGUGAAUGUGAAUGGUCAAAUCAAAAUUCAUGCGUCUUUUAGCUUUUAUGCAUGCGCUACGUGUUUCUCUCUCUUACCCACACAUCUCUUGGUGCAGUUAAAGCUGCAAAAACAGCAAAAGCAAACUGCCUGGCCUUUUUUCACCUCCUCGACCCGAGCAUGUACUUUUCUAUAAUGAACCACGCCUAUGCGAUGCAGGGGAGGGUGCACCUGUCAUUAUGUUGCUUGGGGUACAGUUCAGAACAGCUCGAGAAGGUUCUCAAGCCAAGUCCCCACCGCAGCUAGUUGAGUGAUGAAGAUCAGGGUAGUGAUGGGGUGGAGGCGGGUGCGAGGUCGAAAGUCACGAAGGUGAGGAGCACCUGGGAGGUAUAUAUAGGACUAGGAAAUGGGGCUUGGAAAAUUGAGGCGUAGUCCAUAUCCCAAAAUUGUAUUAAUUCUUAACAACACUUCAGACGAGCUGUUUGCUCUCCACUCGAGCAAAAAUGCGCCACAUAUUAGCUGCUAACGCAUGCAUUUCACUUUAUAAAGCUAUGAGUCGUCUCUCAAAUAUGAUGUUUUUUUGUUGCUGUUAAAGAAGGUGACAUUUUUACACGUAUCAAUGUACACGUGAGGCGUUUCAGGGACAGACUCGUUCACAUUACACACAGAUACAGGUCACUUACAUUUAUGAAUGUGAACCGUCAAGAUCGGAUUUGAGCAAUGUUGUGUUAAAAAUAACUCUAAAAUCUAUAUAUAGUAGAGUUAACUGCUCAGAUUUCUGAUUGUUUUUAAAUAAUAUAUACAUUACUUUUCUAAAAAGUUACAUGGACUAGAGAAAAUGAAAAAGGUCAUUUUAUAAUAUUGAAGUAAAAGUGUUAGUAAAGUAAAGUUAACACUAUUGCUAA